This is a messenger RNA of Effrenium voratum, 2081 nucleotides long. The record is from the annotation of a GenBank genome assembly. NCBI's taxonomy places the organism in Eukaryota, Dinophyceae, Suessiales, Symbiodiniaceae.
GAUUUGCCGAGCAUUCAAUUCCUGCUGCAAGCCUCUUAACUUUCAGCAUUGCCGCCAUGCCAAACGACGCAAGGAAAAGGAUUGUCCUUGUUUGAUGCUAAGUUUUGGUUCAACAUUGUAAACAACAGAGCGAGGCACCAUGGUGAGCAGCUGUUAGCUCAAGACUGAGUAUGCGCAGGUGUGGUGGUUGGCUCCUUUGCUUGUGCAUUGUGCCGUCUGGCCCAUUUUGUGGUUCAACUCGGCGAGGCCUCGCCAUGCGCCGUUGGGCCGCUGCUGGAGCUUCGCGUGGCAGCGCGUGGCAGCAAGCGUGGCAGGAAGAGUGGCAGCAAGGUUGGCAGUCUGAGUAUGCAGGCAGCUCGCGUUGGCAAUCGCGCCGGGUGAAUGUGCCUGAAGGGAAGGAAAGCGCUGACUCCAGCGAAAGUCUUUGGUAUUUUGGCUUUGGUGCGAACAUCAACCCUUGGAAGCUCCGCGAGAAACGCGGAAUUAUCCCCAUUGAGCAGGUGUGUGGCAAGCUCCCAGGAUGGCAGCUCACCUUCAACCACAAGGGCGGUAUGGGGAACAUUGAGCAAGUGGGCUCGAGCAUGCUUGCAAGCGAUGGCCCAGGCGAGGUCCACGGAAUUUUGCUUUAUCUGAGCAAACACCAUUUCUUGAGAUUAUCGCAGAUGGAGUACGAAUACGGAACUGUUGAGGUGCAUGUGAAUGCGUAUGAUGGCAGGAACAUUGCAGCCAAAGCCUUCAUAACACCAGCUGAGUGGAAACUACCGCAGGGUGUCCCACCCCCGUUGAGAUAUUUGAAGCUCAUCCAGGAAGGCUGCGAGGCCAUGGGUAUUGAUGCGUCGUACCAGGACUGGCUGAAAUCCGUGCAGAGCCAAAAAGGUGAAAGGGGUCCAGAGUAUUGGGCUGUCCCGAGUCGCGCCAAGAAGCCAAGGCCGGAGCAGAAGGAGAGCGACAACUUACGUUUGCCUGCGUUGAAAAGGUUUGCAAUAGAUGGGUUGGUGGAUAUUGGGGCCAAUUUGGGAAAGUGUUCGGCACAAGACCUUGCAGCGCAACUGGUGCGGGCUGCGGCAGCCAAUGUGAGCCACAUUAUCCUGACGGGCUGCAGCAUGAAGGGCUCAAAGGAUGCACAGCGAAUAUGUGAUGAGUGGUCUAGACCUGCUGCACGUGAUAGAGCAACCCAACAGCUGGGUGCAGCUGCUGGCUUUGAGAUGGAUCAGCUGCCCAUUGUCCAGUUGCCAAUGCUUAUGUUUACGGCAGGGGUUCACCCACAUGAUGCGAAGAGCUGCAACGACAGAACGGUCGGUUUCUUGGAAUCUUUGGCCUCCGAUUCGCGGUGUGUCGCGAUUGGCGAGUGCGGCCUGGACUACGAUCGGAUGUUCUCACCACGGGAUGUCCAACUGCAUUGGUGCCGGAAGCAAAUCGAAUUGGCCAUGAGGCUGGGCAUGCCCUUAUUCCUGCAUGAGCGGGACAGGGACUCCAGCAAGGGCAAGCCCUUGGGUUCGGCAGCCGAUCUCAAGAAGAUUCUGCAAGACUGCAAUGUCGAAUCGAAGAAGGUGUGCAUCCAUUGCUUCACCGGGCCCGCGGAAGACUUGCAGGAGUAUAUUGGAAAGGGCUACUUCAUUGGACUGACGGGAUUUGCUGGGAUGAAAAAGCGCGGCGCCCAUAUAAGGCAGUUAUUGGCAACAGGAGCCCUGCCCCUGCAGCAGCUCAUGAUCGAGCGCCUUACUUUGAACAUGCUCGUCCAUUGUUCUGUUGUGCCGAUGACAGAUUGUCCCUUCAUGCUGCCGGAUAAGGAGUACUUGCCAGAUUCCUUAGGCAUCGCCGGCCGCAAGAACGAGCCAUGCUGCAUGCCGGCUGUUUGUCGAGCCAUUGCUGAGUGCCUCGAGGUGCCUCCGCAAAAGGUAGCGCAAGUGACAACCAGCAAUGCCCUGCGAUUCUUCGGCAUCUAGGAGCGUCGCUUUGCCAAGCGCAGUGUGGGCAGAGCCUGAUGUUCGGGAUUGACCCGUUGGAGAUGGCACAUUGUGGCAACAUGCCAACAUGGUUGUACAGUCGUACAGCUUGGCCGUUUAUCCGCCUCGGGUCAG